AUGUCCUACGAGGAGGGAAUACCGAGGAACAUGACAAAAUCAUACUGGAGCAAUGUCGCCACGAGAUGGAAUUCGAACGCGGACAGUAAUGUCUGGAUAAAACUCCUGGGAACGACGGACAUUCAGUCGCAAUUUACAGGCGUCAAUACUGUCCGAUUCGAUUGGGGAGAAAAUAUAUGCCUGGAAAAUGUCGAAAUCAAUUCUGCACCCUUAUAUCCGCCUUACCCAACCUGGUUCCAUGGAAAAUCUAUUUUCGAAGUCGGAAAGGUCAAUUGUGUCGCGCCUUCCAUCAAUAAACAGAAGAAAAAUCGGAAAAAGGCGAAAAAAGAAAGGAAGAAGUCAAAAUUGGCGACGAUUGAAUGGAUGGAAAAGCACACGAACGCACACGGAGACGAUGGGGGAUGUCCGGUGCCGGCGAUUCUUGAAAGCAGAGGAGUCGUUUUUACGCGCGCUAAAAAUAACUUGGAUGCUUCUAAUGGGGCCUUCUCUCCAGGAACGCGACUGCUUCUCAGCUGUGAAAACGGCAUGGAAACGCGCCCUAGAAAACGCUUAAAAUGCAAGUGCAAAACGAACUCGGGGUAA
Molecule: messenger RNA, 582 nt
Organism: Oikopleura dioica
Lineage: Eukaryota; Metazoa; Chordata; Appendicularia; Copelata; Oikopleuridae
Source: the annotation of a GenBank genome assembly